CAAUCCGGGAAUAUGAAAAGAGAUGGGAAGGGAUCGUCAGUACGUGGUCGGUUAGGAACCGAAGGGUCGUUCGGUAUUUGACUGGAACAUGGAUUCCACUUAGAGAGAAAUUUGUGCGUGCGUGGACGAAUGAUUGUUUACACUUGGGUAACCAUACUACCAGCAGAGUGGAAAGCCAACACUCGUCUUUUAAGUAUUACCUUGGUAGCGGUAAUAGCUCAUUCGAUACCCUUUUCAAAAGGGCGCACGCACAGAUUACAAAUCAACAAGCUAAAAUCCGACAAUCGCUACAGGAAUCCAUGACUUCUGUACCAAGAACGCUAUGACAGUAUUUCUUUAGACCUCUAUAUCGCCACGUGUCUCUCUAUGCCUUGGAGCAGAUCCAGAAUGAGUUUAACCGCAUGUUAGAACUGGGUGAUUUUGCAUUGAACAAAUGCGGUUGUGUACUUCUAAAAACCCAUGGAUUGCCGUGUGCAUGUUAUUUACAAAUAAAAAUUGGAUCACAUGGUGCUUUGUACUUGGAUGACAUUCAUGAAUUCUGGAGUACUUUGAGGUACACAGAGGUAGGAGACGAACCCAAUGAAGAAGUACGAAACGCGAACGCCAAUGACAAAGAGUACUUUCAAUCUCUGGUCGAUGAAGUCCUUAAAUCUGAUCCCGCUUUUGUUCGCCGAAUGGCUGAGGUACUUGAAUAUGAAUUACACCCAGAUGGUGCGGAUAUACCUGAGCCUUACGCUAGUCCACCGAGAAAGGGAAGACCAAGCACUAGUAAAACCAUGAGAAGGAGAAAAAGUUCAUUUGAAUAUAGCCGAUCAUCUUCUCGUGGUCGAGGGUCUAGAUCUUCUUCCCGCGGGAGAUCAAGUGGCAGAUCUAGUGGCCGAGAGACGCAAUCUUCAGUAGGAAUUAAGUUCAGUUUCAACUUAUCCGAUGAUCCAGGAGGUCGUGAUUUCUCACAGUUUCCAUGGCCUGAUUACAUCCCAUUCAUGCUUCCUCCUUAUUUGUUCGACUGGAUUGAUGUGUUAGGUGAUGGUAACUGUGGAUUUAGAGCAAUUGCCGUCACAGAGCUGGGAGGCGAGGAAGCAUGGCCUAUUUUAAGACGUGCUAUGAGUAUGGAAAUGCAAAUGAACAGAGCGCAAUACCUAACUUUGUAUCUAUCUCAUGAGUCACUAGACGAGUCAAUAUUCAGAGUAGGUUCACACACCGAUGGACCUGCUCCUUUCAUGCACUGGUUCGAUGCACCGAUGGCUUUCUACUCUGCAGCAACGUUUCUUAACAUUGCAAUUGCUUUUUAUGGUUCUGCUAACGGCCGCGAGAAGUGUAAAUAA
This is a messenger RNA of Amaranthus tricolor (Joseph's coat), 1325 nucleotides long. RefSeq lists its product as uncharacterized. Lineage: Eukaryota; Viridiplantae; Streptophyta; Magnoliopsida; Caryophyllales; Amaranthaceae. Bases 402 to 1325 code for a protein of 307 amino acids. The transcript is spliced from 3 exons. The record is from RefSeq and is a predicted model, not a curated record.